CCUGUGCGGAAAGAGCCGAAUGCCGCAGCCGGAGUUUCGCGGCGUCCCCGCUUGGCGGCCUCUGGCGCGCGUGGGCGCGCGUGCGCAGAGGCGAGGAAGUGCCGGUUGGUGGCUGUUGCUCCGCAGUGAGUGAGCGAGCGAGCGAGGAACCGCGUCGCAGCAACAGCCGCAGCCGACAGCAGCGCCCGCCCGACGAGGCACCGCCGCCACAGCAGCGGGCAAGCGGGGGGAGGAAGAAAGGGGACCACACCCGGCGCAGCCAUGUCUGUGGUGGGCAUCGACCUGGGCUUCCAGAACUGCUACAUCGCGGUGGCGAGGAGCGGCGGCAUCGAGACCAUCGCCAACGAAUACAGCGACCGCUGCACCCCAGCUUGUAUAUCACUAGGAGCUAAAGCCCGGACUAUUGGAAAUGCAGCAAAGAGCCAGAUUAUCACAAAUAUUAAGAAUACAUUGCAUGGGUUCAAAAAACUGCAUGGGAGAGCAUUUGAUGAUCCAUUUAUAAAAGCUGAAAGAGCCAAACUGCCCUAUGAGCUUCAGAAGUUGCCUAAUGGGAGUGUUGGAGUAAAGGUACGAUACUUGGAUGAGGAGAGACCCUUUGCAAUCGAACAGGUUACAGGCAUGCUCUUGGUUAAGCUUAAAGAUACGUCAGAAAGUGCACUUAAGAAACCUGUAGCAGAUUGUGUAAUUUCAAUCCCAAGUUUCUUUACUGAUGCUGAAAGAAGGUCAGUAAUGGCAGCUGCACAAGUAGCAGGUCUAAACUGCCUGAGGUUAAUGAAUGAAACUACAGCAGUUGCACUGGCCUAUGGAAUUUAUAAACAGGAUCUACCAACCCUAGAGGAGAGACCAAGGAAUGUGGUUUUUGUUGAUAUGGGACACUCUGCAUACCAAAUUUCUGUUUGUGCUUUUAACAAAGGAAAAUUAAAGGUACUGGCUGCUACAUUUGAUCCAUUUUUGGGUGGUAGAAACUUUGAUGAGGCUUUGGUAGAUUACUUCUGCGAAGAGUUCAGAUCAAAGUAUAAACUAAACGUGAAGGACAAUCCUCGAGCACUGCUGCGUCUGUAUCAGGAAUGUGAAAAACUGAAGAAGCUUAUGAGUGCCAAUGCCUCUGAUCUUCCCAUGAACAUAGAGUGCUUCAUGAAUGACAUUGAUGUCUCUAGUAAGAUGAACAGGGCUCAGUUUGAACAGUUGUGUGCAUCACUUCUGGCCAGAGUAGAACCUCCUUUGAGAGCAGUGAUGGAACAAGCAAAACUGCAGCGUGAAGAUAUUUACAGUAUAGAAAUAGUAGGUGGAGCAACUCGAAUUCCAGCAGUGAAGGAGCAGAUUAGUAAAUUUUUCUGCAAGGAGAUAAGUACCACACUUAAUGCUGAUGAAGCUGUUGCAAGAGGCUGUGCGUUGCAGUGUGCAAUUCUUUCUCCAGCAUUUAAAGUCCGUGAGUUUUCCAUCACAGAUGUUGUUCCGUACUCAAUUACUCUGAGGUGGCAGUCAUCUUAUGAGGAGGGGACAGGUGAAUGUGAAGUGUUCUGCAAAAACCAUGCUGCUCCAUUCUCAAAAGUUAUUACUUUCCACAAGAAGGAGCCUUUUGAGCUGGAAGCAUUUUACACCCAUCCACAUGACAUUCCUUAUCCUGAUACAAGAAUAGGUCAUUUUGUUAUUCAGAACGUUGGACCCCAACAUGAUGGUGACAAUUCAAAAGUGAAAGUGAAAGUUCGAGUUAAUGUCCAUGGAAUCUUCAGUGUGGCUAAUGCAUCUGUGAUAGAGAAGCAACAUGCAGAAGGUGAUCCAAGCGAUAUUGCUAUGGACACAGAAUUGCCUUGCAAGAAUCCAAGCAAAGAGGAGCUGGCUAAAAUGCAGGUUGAUCAAGAUGAUGGCAAUCACAAGAACCAACAUGAGCAGCAUAAUCAAGGCGACGAGGAAGUUGAUCAUAUAAGCUGUGAAGGAAAGACUGCUUCAGGAGACAAGAUUGACACAGCUCAGUCUGGCAAAACUAAAGCAAAGAUCAAGAGUAUUGAUCUACCUAUCCAGGUUAACCUAUACAGACAGGUGGGACAGGACGUUAUUAACUGUUACAUUGAAAAUGAGGGGAAGAUGGUAAUGCAAGACAAGCUGGAAAAGGAGAAAAAUGAUGCCAAAAAUGCUGUUGAAGAGUAUGUGUAUGAUCUAAGAGACAAGCUCUGUGGUGUCUAUGAAAAAUUCAUCACUGAAGAUGAUUCAAGAAAGAUAACUUUAAUGUUGGAGGACACAGAAAACUGGCUUUAUGAAGAUGGAGAAGACCAACCAAAACAUGUAUAUGUGGAAAAACUUCAGGAAAUGAAAAAAUUUGGCGGUCCUAUUCAUGAUAGAUACAUGGAACAUGAAGAGAGGCCUAAAGCAUUAAAUGAUUUGGGAAAGAAACUCCAGCUGCUUAUGAAAGCUGUAGAAGGAUACAAAAAUAAGGAUGAAAAAUACGAUCACAUUGAUCCUGUUGAUAUGGAAAAAGUUGAAAAGUAUACCAGUGAAGCAAUGAAUUGGUUGAACUCAAAAAUGAAUGCACAGAACAGGCUGAGUCUCACCCAGGAUCCUGUUGUGAAAGUGGCAGAAAUAACAGCAAAAUCUAAGGAACUGGACAGUUUAUGUAACCCUAUUAUUUACAAGCCUAAGCCCAAGGCAGAGCCACUGUCUGAAGAUCAGUCAAAAUCUAGUGAACACAAUGGACCAAUGAAUGGACAGAGUGGUGCUGACACAAAAUCAGAGGACAGUUGCCAGCAGCCUAAAUCAUCUGAAGAAAUGGAUGUGGACUAAGUUUUGCAUUUCUUUCAGUCCAUUAAAAGCAGUGCAAGUAAUCAGAGGGUCCAUCUUUCUUUUAUGUCUGAUUCACACUACAGAUGUUCAGUUAGUCAACUUUCUGUCCUUUGUUCUUUGCAGUAGGUUUGAAAGUGUUUUUCUAUUUGAGUGCAUUCCCAUUGUUCAUUCCAUGAUACCGCUUAUGUGGAGCGUUAGUUGAAUGUAGAUUGUAAAAGUCAGUUUAAGCUUUCCCGAUAUAUUUUAUAUCAAAUAGGCAGAAUUGCUAUAUAAAUGACAACAAUCUACCUUAUUUAAAGCUUUUAUUGUGGGUAAGCCUCUGCUCCUUUAUUCAGGAAAGGCCACUGUAUUGCACUACUGAUGCUGAAGUCUAGAUCUCUGCAUCUUUAUUUUGGAAGAUAUUGGAUUUGAUGUGGCUUAAAUAUUGCCACUUGAAGCACUGACCUUUUUCUAGUUGUUGUACUGUUCUAAUUUAAAUAUUAAAAUAGAGGUUAGCUGGCAAAUUAGUUAAUCUUGUUGAUGUACCAUGAAAACUGUAAGAACCUUGUAGACAAAACAUCCAAGGCUUGAAAGGAGCUCAUACCAGCAGCAUUCUUUGUCAUAAGCCUUAGCAACAUGACUCAAAAUAAAGCUCAUGGUCUCCGUGUACACACAGUCCUAUAUAUCAUAUUCUGUGUUGAUGCUGAGGACACUGUUUAAAGUUGUAAUAGUAUGAAACGUUAGUGAAAGUUUGAAGGCCAUAACUGGGGACUCACUCAUGUUUUCAUUUCUCUUAAUUACCUCCAGACUUGCUAAUUUAGCUUAAUUUUGAAUGCUGCCUAUGCAUGUUCUUUAAAUAUGUCCUCCUCAGAAUUAAAAGUGGAAAAUACACACACAUUAACUGGUAAUUGAUCUCUGUCAGUGUUCCUUACUGAAAUACUUCUACCAUUUCUCUUGGCCAAAUUAUCUUCUAUUUUUGUUUCUGUGUUUAGAAAAGGAACACAACAAAAGUCACAAAAUCUGUCAGCAAUGGUCCCAAGCAUCCUUUGGCAUCCAUAAAAAACUCAGCUCAAAGAUACAUUCAUGCAACCAAUGUUCCAAAUUUGCAUUGCUUUUAACUUGAUUCUACUGUUACAGUUUUAAGCCUAAAAAUUAAUCAAAGGAGAUAAUAAAUCAACUACCUUGAAAUAUGAGCAAAUUGGGGUCAAAAGAACUCAUAAUGAACAGACAUCCUUCAUGAGUAACCCAGUUUUUGGCUUAAAUGUUGCCUUUGUUACAUUAGCAGAGUUUUGCUUCUCUUUCCACAACUACUAUGCAAGUUCUAUUACAGUUUGUUUCAAGUUACUCAGUCAUUUCUUACAGUUUUUUGUGCACCAGGUUCCAUGCAGAAAGGUUCUCCACUCUGUUUUGUAUUUUUCCCCAAAUCUCAGAUUUUAACAGAUUAGUGAGUAUUGUAGGCAGAAUUUCUUUUAGUUGUGCAAUGUACAAUAUCUCCAUAAUGUUACUAAAUGUUUUACCAUUCUCUAGGGUUUCUGUGGUACUAAUCCAAAGUGAUUGCAGGGUGAUAGGCAGACUUCACAAAAAAGAGGCCCUUUUGGAAUGCUAUCAAAGUUCUCUGUCCAGGAUUUGACAGGUUUUUUCUGAGGCUUUGACUUCGGUUGACUUUACCAGACAUUCCUGUACUGGACUUCAUUUCUCAGGCUUUUAACUAGCUUUCUUCAGGGCAGAAAGAAGGAUAUGUUGCUGCUUAAGCCAUUUUCUGAUCUUCCCUUGGGACUAUGAGGUUGGACGUGUGGAAUCCUAGCUUUCUUGUACACUCCUUUCUGCAACUUUCACACCAAUAGGUUGAUUUUGGGAUGGCUGUGAAACAGGACGCUGAAUAACAGAGAUCUUCAUCUGGUCUGUUUAGAAGUACCAGAACAAUGCAAGAAAAGGGGGUUUUGUUUGCUUGUUUUAAACACAAGAUUUACUGAGUACAGUGAGGAGGCUUAGCACCCAAGUGUACCACACCCCUUUCAGAUGCCUCAGCAAACUAAUCCACCUACUGCCAUCUUAAUAAUGAGUGGUGCAGAUGUUUUCUCUUUGUCCCCCAUAACAAGAGCUCAUGCAAGUGGAAUUCCUUGUCAACUGGAAGAAGCCAGUUGAAAUUACUCAACAUUUAGGGGCAAUUGUGGAUUCUAUCUUUCAAGACAUUGUUACUGAAUAAUAUACGGGAUUGGGUGGGAGAAGAAGACGUGUAAUUCAGUAUUCAGUCUUCCAUGGAUCAGGAUCCUUUCUUGAGCUUGGGUCUUUAGUGGAUUUCCUAGCUCCUUGCCAAGAGAUGCUUGCAGAAAACUUAGUGCUUACCCCAUUUUAUGCCAAUCUGCCAGCUAGAUAAAAUGCUUGUUUUUUAUCUAGUGUUAGGCUUUGUACACUGGUGAAUACUUGGAAGCCUGCUUUAUUGGGAGGGAUUAGGAGUCACUUUCUCCUAUUUGCCCCUGCCAUAAGUCUGUCUUAUGAUACCAGUGGAGCAUAACCCAAUUUUACAGUGUUUGAUAGAUAACCCAAAGGAAGUCAAAUCACAGAUAAGCAGCCGAUUACUGUUUUUAUGACCAAUACCUAGGAUAAUGGAUUAUGCAAUUUUGCUACAUUCUUUUGACCUGUAUUUUUCUCUUAUAUGUGGAACUAGUGAUGUCCUUGCAGUCAAUUUAGCACAGGCAUUCAUGGGAUGAGACCAUUCCUUCCAGACUUCCAGCAGCUUCAGUGUGAGGUAAACUCUUCAUGUGCAUAUUCAAGCAUAUUCUGAAUUCAGUUUCUGGUACGUCACGCUGACUUCGUAAUGACUUACUCUAAACAAAUGAAUUCUGGAUACUAAAGUGAUUAUUGGUUACAGAGAGCUGUGUAUAAAAUGUCCAAGCUAGAAUAUUGAUGUGGAAAAGUAUGGCAGAAAAGAAAGGUCUGUUACAGCGUUAGAAACCCCCUGCGCAUAUCUUCAGGGAUGAAGCAUGGUUCCCACCAAAUUAUUUAAGGAAAUGUUGCUCAGAUGAGAAAGGAGGUUGUACACUUUUGCAAUUGUUCUUUAUCCCAUGAUUUGUUGCAGAAAAAUAUUCCUUUAAUGAAAUGGUACAAAGAUGGAACCUUGUUUGUAUUAAUAGUAAUCCAGCAGCGUAGGCAUAUGGAGUUUGCCCAGAAUUCAUUCAAAAAGUUUCUAAGCUGGCCUUCCAGGGGUUUUCUUCACUUUUCCAUACUUUUUCUUCAAAGUAGCUUGAGUGCUUUGCAGGGGAAGCUGUUAAAUCAAAACCAACCUAUUAAAGUGUGACAUAUAUGUAAAGCUUCUUGGUGAACGUGGACUCUUUCUUUUUGGGAUAGAAAUGCUAGAUUUUUCAAUGCAUCUCUUUACAUUUUACGGCAUGGGUUUAGCUUUAUACACCUUUCUGUUUCUGAGUGAACAUUAUUUCUAAGUUGCAGACUAUAUGUAACGAAAGCACUGUUCAUACUUUUGGCUUAUGUUUAGCAUUUUGAGUAAUUUUAAAGUACGUUUUAAGAGUUAAUAUACUAGACCAUGGACUGAAUGAUACAGUAUGUACCCUAAGUCACAAUGGUAUGUCAACAGGUGCUAGAACUCAUGAGGCACAGUAUCACAUGACCUGUGGAGCUAAGUAUCUUCUUAAAACAAUAAGAAUGGAUUUGGCCUCUCCAGUUUAGGCUUAAUAGAGGAUAGUGCCUUGUAUCUGAGAUAAAUUAAAUUUCUUCUCCAUCAUGUCCCUGUGGUUCAUUGUGACUUCAGUAGUUAGUUAGUGUAGUUAAAUGUGUCUGGGAUGGGGUAUUUGCAUGCUACUGAGAAUGAAAAACACAUGAGCAAAGUGCUUAGUGAAUAUCAGGAAGGCAGACUGAGCAGUUUUGCAUAGUCUGCUUUUUUCCCUCCUGUCUACUUUCUGCCCACUUCUGGUUGAGGAUGAUGUUGAACAUGAGUGAUGGGGAAAAAUUAAUUAGCAACUUUGUUUUACUCCCCCAGUUGCUUAUAUGCAUGAGUUAUCUCUUAUCUCACAACAGCAAAUUAGUGGUACUGCCUGCUUUUGUUCAGCUCCUAUUUUCAAGAGUGGGCACUACUUGAAUCCUUUUGGAAAUAUAUCUCCACCUAACACCAGUAAUUAUAGUUUUAUAGAUUCAUUAUUCAUAGUCAUGCCACCAGGAAUUAUAAUUUCACUCCACACGUCAUGUCCUUCUGCAUUGAUGCCUGCUCACGUUAACUGGUUAUUCCUUCAUCUUCCAAGGCCCUUACCUAAAAAAAAUGGAACCCACCAUUUAAAUCAGGGAUGAUGGGAGUUGUAGUCCAACAAGAUCUGAAGGGCCAUGGAUUACCCAGCCAUGAUUUAAGCCAGGCAUAGGCAAACUCUGGCCCUCCAGAUGUUUGGGACUACAAUUCCCAUCAUCCAUAACCCAUGUUCCUGUUAGCUAGGGAUGAUGGCAAUUGUUGUCCCAAACAUCUGGAGGGCCGGAGUUUGCCUAUGCCUGAUUUAAGCGGCUAGUUUCUCACUUAAAUUUGGUGUAAAUUUAAAUUGGCUACAAUUUAAUUAUAGGUAUUUAUUUAACUGAGUCGGAAUGCAGGCCUUGGUACUAAUUUGGGGGAGGGGUAUGAAUCCUUGGGGGGAUAUGAAUGAAAGAAUCGGCUGGGUGCCUGGAUUCAAAAUGCAGGGCUGAAUGAACUCUCCAGCAGGAGAGAGCCCCCAGUAUCAGAGUUUAAACUCACAAAAGUCAAGCAGCACUAUAGCAUGGGAAUAUAGGCUAUUAAACCCUUUUCAUAACCCAUUUAGUUGCACACAUCACUCCUCUCUUUUUACCCCUCUGGCAAUGAACAAACCACACACUGUUAGCUUAAAAAGCUUUACUUACAAAAUGUUCCAAAAGUCAGAUUCAUGCAUUUAUCCAAGCAGCAGCAAGGAGAAGACAGAAUAUACAGAAUGAAAACUUCAAACGCAUGCCCUAAGCUUGCUCCUUGAUCAGAGAGAGAACAGGAAGAGAAGGCUUCGCUUCCUAGCACAUCAGAGAAGAGGGUGUGUGACAUAGCCAAGUCUGGGAAUACAGGUCUAUUUUCUUAACCCAUUCAUGCAGUGACUAGCAAUCAUGCAUAUUAUGUUUGACUGCAAUUUCCCACAAUUUUUUCUCCAUUUUAAUUCCUAAUUGCUACUUAAAUUAAGUAGGUAUCUUACAAAAAUCAACAGAUUAAUAGGCCAUAAUUCACAGUACAAGCUUCUCUACAGAGCUGUUAUCCUACAGACCAAUGUUGUCGUUUUUGAGUUACCUUUCUGUAUAAGUGGAAACUUUCCUGCUAUCUUCCUUUCUUGCACACAGGCACAAUACACACAGAGAGAUACCUAAGGUUCCAAAACAAGACUGUUUUAUUUCCAGCCUUGCUUCAGAAGAGCUACUUUAAACAGCAGUUAGAAUACCCAAGGCUGCCAGCUAGCAAGUUCAAGUCAGAAGUGUAAAAUCAUAUUAUGAAGAAUGAUCUUUGCAAUUCCAAAUUCAUUUCCACAGUUUGGAAUUUGGAAUGGGUUCCUGUGAAUAUAUUAAAUUAGUAUGUAUGAGGAGGACAGAGGCUUGCUAAAUUGCAUUGCCCAAUUAAAAAACACACCAUUUGCUAUUUUGUUAGGAUAAAUUUGUGAAUAGCAAAAUGGUACAAUUCUUGUAAGCUGCAAGAUGACUCCAUUUAGUUUUCUCAUAACAGGCAUGUACCUCAAAACACAGAAAAAUGAAGGUGUGAAUUGGGGAAAUCAGUUCACCAUAACGGAAGCUGAAGCUAAAGUCAAUCAGCUGCCAUGGCCAGGGUUCUACAGACAUUUUAUAUUUAGCAAGUGUUUUCUUAUGUAAAUGUGUCUCCAUGGGACAGGAGUGUGUUCAGCUUGGAUAACCUUAUAGCAGUGUUUAAGUAUGCAAAGUGUUUAUAUGUAAAGGGAUUGAAUCCUUCAUAGUGACAUCAUGCACAAAUGGAUGAAUAUGUCAGUUGAUUUCCAAGUGGCAACACUAAUUUACCAGAGAUUGUGUGUAAAAAUUUAUAAUAAAUAUUUAAAUCUACUUCUUGAACCAGAAGUGAUGUUCC
Podarcis muralis (Common wall lizard) is the source of this 8836-nucleotide messenger RNA. It is a transcript of the gene HSPA4L, whose product is annotated as heat shock protein family A (Hsp70) member 4 like. Gene Ontology annotation, cellular component: nucleus; cytosol. The record is from RefSeq and is a predicted model, not a curated record. Gene Ontology annotation, molecular function: ATP binding; ATP-dependent protein folding chaperone. Gene Ontology annotation, biological process: protein folding. Lineage: Eukaryota; Metazoa; Chordata; Lepidosauria; Squamata; Lacertidae.